Messenger RNA from Panonychus citri (citrus red mite), 3006 nucleotides. RefSeq names its product B-cell receptor CD22-like. NCBI's taxonomy places the organism in Eukaryota, Metazoa, Arthropoda, Arachnida, Trombidiformes, Tetranychidae. The transcript is spliced from 13 exons. Gene Ontology annotation, molecular function: protein binding. Bases 220 to 2763 code for a protein of 847 amino acids. The record is from RefSeq and is a predicted model, not a curated record.
UUUUCAUUGACUAGUGAACAUUAAUUGUGAUCUAUUACAAUCAAUAAACACUUCAAUUAAAAGUUGAAAGGUAACAUUGAACUAAUAUGAUUAAUCCAAUUUUCAAUUUAAAUUGUGCUAAAUUAUUCACCUAAACAGUUAUGUAUGAUUAUGAAUGUGAACUGUCACCAUGUAUUAUGAAACCAGUGAAAAGUUUAAACAGGAAACUUGGAUUACAAAAUGAUACCAAAUUUAAUCAUCACAAUCAUCUUACUGAUUAACUUGAAAUCAAUUUCAUUGAAUUUACACAAAUUCGAGCCUCUUGAAUACAGGAUACCCGAGGGUCAGAUAGCUCAGUUACCCUGUAAUAUUAGUCCUGCCUGGAGGGAAGAUAAAAUUUUACUCAUCAUGUGGUAUCGAGAGGAUAUUGGUACACCAAUUUACACAAUAGACUCUCGAACAUCGUCCUUAAAUGAAGCUCAACAUUUUAUCAAUGAUUAUUUCAAGAAUCGAGUUAAACUACAAUUAACUGAACCAAUAUCAUAUUUGAUACUUGAACCUGUUAAAAGGAUAGACACUGGUAUUUAUCGUUGUCGAGUUGAUUUUAGACAAACAAGAACAAUCAACAAGAUAAUUACACUUCAAGUAAUAGUUCCAGUUGCUUCCAUUGAAAUUUACGAUUCCCAUGGUAAUGAAAUAAAAGCUAUUGGAGGUCCUUAUAAUGAAGAAGAUACAAUCAAUAUUACAUGUAAAGUUAUCGGAGGAUUCCCGCAACCAGAGGUGAAAUGGGAGCAACAUCGUGUAAAUGAACAGAGUGCAAGGCAGCUUAAUGAUUUUCAAUUUAAAGUUCAUGAGGACUACGUUGAAAGCACUGUAACAGUAAAUAAUCUCGGUGAAAAUGAUCUGUGGUCCAAGAUAACCUGCAAAGCAUCAAAUACCAACUUAACCUCACCUUUAACUAGAUCAAUUCAACUGAAUCUAAACUUGAAACCAAAAAGGCUUGAAUUGACAAAACCUAUGAGCCUUAUUGCCAAUGAAACCAUCGAACUAACCUGUUUGAGCAAAGGUUCUAGACCCGCAGCCCUGAUAAAUUGGUACAAAGAUGACAUGAUUUUGGUUGAUAGUGAUAAUGGAUCAGUUUCAGUUUCAUCGGUAACAGUUUUCUACAGUCCAGAUGAAUCUUCAUCACAGAUAAAUGAGAAAACAACAACAACAACAAGCUUUUUUAGACUGAGACCAACAUUAGCCGAUGAUGGUAAAAGAUUAAGCUGCUUAGCAAGAAAUCCAAGGUUACCAGAUAUAAUAAUCGAAGAGGGAUUUCAUCUUAAUGUCCAAUAUAAACCAAUUGUUAAUCUGGUUCUUGGUUCGCAAAAUGAUGGUAUCAGAGAGGGAAGUUUAAUACUCUUUGAAUGUAAUACACAGGCAAACCCUUCCCCUGAUGAAAUUGAUUGGAUAUUUAAUGGAACAAUAAUGAAUACAACUAAAUUAAAUGGAGUAUUGGUAUCACCUAAUACCUUUCUAAUUGAGAAUGUUACUCUAAAUCAUCGAGGUAAUUAUAGUUGUUCAGCUACCAAUUCAAUCGGAACAACAAUCAGUCAACCAUUAUUUCUUCAAGUCCUUUAUUCACCAAUUUGUGCCCCAAACCAGAAGACAGUUUAUGGUUUGGCUACUAAAGAGCCUAUCAAAGUGCCUUGUGUCGUUGAAUCUGAUCCUUCCCAAGUGACCUUUCGUUGGGCUUUGAAUAACAGUAUUGACCUGAUGCCGAUUAAAAGUUUCUCCUCCAAUCGAUUAACAAGCCUUGCUACUUAUGCUCCAAGAACUAAAUUUGGUUAUGGUCAAUUGUACUGUUGGGCGACCAAUAUAGUUGGUGAACAAAAGGAACCCUGUGUAUUCAAUGUUAUACCCGCUGGAUUACCAGAACCAAUUAAAAACUGCCUUGUAGGUAAUCAAUCAAUGGACAGUUUAGUGAUCAAAUGUGAACCAGGUCAAGAUGGAGGCCUUGAACAAUCAUUUUAUCUUGAAGUUUAUCAUUCGGUCACUGGCUCUCUGCAAACAAACAUAACCUCACCUCGAAGUCCAAUAUUUGAGGUCAACUCACUACCCAAAGGUACACCUUUUGUACUUUUACUUUAUGCCGCCAAUGCCAAAGGCAGAAGUAAUUCUGUUGCCUUAACAGCCAGUACAUUGCCUUUUCCAAGUCGAGAUAUCAAUAUCAUUACCCCUGUUAUCGCAGCCUUAAUAAGUGUCAUUGGAUCGUUGGUUUUCACUGCCAUUGCGAUAAUGAUAAUCGCUCGAAUCCGUGGCUUAGAUGAGGACAAAGGUUCACGAUCUCGACACAACUCAUCAAAAAGAUCAAACAAUAAUACUUCAACUGACCAACAAGCAUCACUUAAACUACCCAAUGGCCACCUUACGAAUAACUCAGCAAAAGAAGAGACUUUGAAUAUUGAUACUAAUCAAGCUUAUCAUCGAGAUGACGAUAAUGAUGAUGAUGGUGAUGAUGAUGCCGAUAACUGGGAUAAUGAUAUAAACCGUGAGGAUAAAUAUAUUUUGGCCCAUGAAACGAACCAGAAUGAAUUUGAUAUUCUCAACAAAGAUGAAGGGCUAGUCAAACUAUCCUUAGAUCAGACCAUUUUACGUGAACCUUCAGUUAUAAUUUUAAAUGAAGAUGACCCAAUGUUGACCAACGAAACACCUCUAAUCAAUGGACUCUAUUUUCCUCCUUUCGCAAAUUUAAGAAAUGGCUCACAGAAGCAAAUCACUCCUCUAUCUACACCAGUAUGACAAUUAUAUGCCCACCAUACUCUGAGUCCAUUGGAACCAUACAGCUUAAAAAACAAGAAUAUUUGGAUUGUACAAAAUUCACCUUUUGUCGAUAUCUGUCGAUCAAUUGGAUACCAAGUCAUCUAAUCUCUAACUUUAUGAAUUUGGAUAUAACUGUCUAACUUAAUCAAUAUUUUGAUACGAAAAUUUAUUUUGUCACAACGUUUACCGUUUAUUAUACCAAUAAAGUUAUCAUUAGUAUUU